Messenger RNA from Darwinula stevensoni, 795 nucleotides. Lineage: Eukaryota; Metazoa; Arthropoda; Ostracoda; Podocopida; Darwinulidae. The record is from the annotation of a GenBank genome assembly.
UGAUUCCUCACGCGUUCCAGGUAAAGUGCGACGUGGCAGGCCGUUGAACCAUCCCAGGUUCAACAGCUCGUCGUGGCGUCAGAUCGAGAACUGAAAAGCCAUUGAAAAAUGAAGAUCCCAGUUGUAGAACACUGCUGCUGCGGGUUCUUGAGCAACAGGGAAGGGAGCCUCCUCAUUGCGAUCCUCAACCUGCUCGGCUAUUGCUCUUCCCUCGCGAUGAACGCGGCUGACUUGGGCGGUGGACGCUUCAAUAGACCGGAUUUCCACGAUUACGUUUCGGAAAAGACAUAUACGUGUCUUCUUGUCUCCAUCUUGGUCAUCUUUCUCGUGUUCAUCGUAUUCGAUUGCCUUCUCAUUCAUGGAGUCCGGAAGUGGAAAAGGAAACUGAUGAUACCGUGGCUGUGCCUGGAGUUCGUGGCGCUGGUCGCAGGCCUCAUCCUUUUCCUCGUCUCCUUCGUCGCCUUCACCGUGCUGCUCGUCUCGCAAAUGAAUGGCGUGCUUCUCACCGUCGUCAUCGUCAUGGCCGUCGGUUUCUUCAUUUUAUAUUCCGUUGGGGUUCACUUCUUCCUCGUCGUCUACAGUUAUUACAAGGAACUCGAGAAUCUGGAGCAAUCAGGAGGAGAUGAAUAUGUCCAAAGGAAGCAGGGGAAUGUCCCUGCUGGAAGCAUUCCCUUCCAGGCGCGGACAAGCGAAGCGUAAAUUGCAUCGCCCCCAAAAGCAUACUUUUUGCUUCUAUUCAUGCAGGGAAAUUCAACGCAAACAAUACCGUCCAAUGUGCUUCAAAUUAUUUUUGCA